This is a messenger RNA of Papilio polytes (common Mormon), 1844 nucleotides long. RefSeq lists its product as uncharacterized. Bases 196 to 1818 code for a protein of 540 amino acids. Gene Ontology annotation, biological process: transcription initiation at RNA polymerase II promoter; RNA polymerase II preinitiation complex assembly. Lineage: Eukaryota; Metazoa; Arthropoda; Insecta; Lepidoptera; Papilionidae. Gene Ontology annotation, molecular function: RNA polymerase II general transcription initiation factor activity; protein heterodimerization activity; transcription coactivator activity. The record is from RefSeq and is a predicted model, not a curated record. Gene Ontology annotation, cellular component: SAGA complex; transcription factor TFIID complex; SLIK (SAGA-like) complex. The transcript is spliced from 9 exons.
ACUCGACAGCAUUUGAAUUACAGACUUGAGAUCGGAGUUUUACGAAUUUCAUUUAAAAUCAAUUAAUGUAUCAACACGAUUGUUUCAAGCUAUUUAAAGACAUGUUGCUCUUUUUAAGUUUUUCCUGUAAAUUGUAUAUAUAAAAACAAGUGUUGCGAUGCUUUCACUGCUGUAUGAUAGCUAAAUUUUUGUAUCAUGUCAAAUUUAUCGUCAUCCAGUAAUAAAAAUCAUUCAAAAAAGGGUAACAGUGGAAGAGAACGCGAUAAAAAUAGGUCUGUUGCUUCAGAAUCCGGAUCUAGUCAGUGCGAUACUCCUCCAUUAUCAGAAAAGGAUGGUGGUGUACAUGGGAAGUUUGCAGGAGUGGGGGCUGACUCAAUACUGUGCAUUGCGGAGCAGGUGGCUGCAGAGCUCACAGGAGAGGCUGUUGUCAACUUGGCAGAGGAUGUCAGCUAUAAAUUACGUCAAACAAUAUCUACAAUCGCAUUACACAGUGAAAUGAUGAAGAAAAGCCGUGUUGACACUUGGGAUGUCAACACGGUGUUAAAACUUUCUGAUACAAGUCCAUGUAUUGGGACCACAAAUAAUGUUUAUGUUCCACUCGGGGAAGAAAAAUUGUGUUUUCAAACUGAAAAGAUAUUAAAUGUGACUGAAUAUGCCAUGACCAGCCAGUCGUAUGUCUUCUCUACAGUACCCUCGGUGACAGUGGAAUGGAUAACUGAUGAUAGAAGUUUAAGUAGCAACAGUAAUAUAAGCUUUAAUUUACAUAAUUACUAUACUAAUGUCGCCAGAGCAAUAUUAAAUUUAAAGAAGAAACCAAAACAAAUAGCAGUAGAGGAUUUAAUGACGAAUACAAGGAUUGGUCCAAUAUUUCCGAACCUGUUCAAUUUGGCCGUGUUGGUAUUGAAUGAUGACAACCUAAAAGCACUUAAUGUCCCCGCUAAGAAACCUCUGCAGUCAAAUGUAUUAGAUAUGGUGGACGCUUUAUGUUCGAAUCCUUGCAGUUUAGAUACUAAUAUACAGCAACAAUUCCAGAGAUUAUUUCCAGUGAUGGUGUCAAAUAUACUAGGCAAUGGAUCCCUUGCAGAGAAAAUGGUCGCUAUUUUAACUAAAAUCACACGUACCUGGCCCUCGUUUAUAGCUAUUGGUGAGAGUAUUCUGUUCGACUACCUGUCGCAAGGCAGCAAGGAGCGGCUGACCGCGCCCAUGAUCCGCUGCGUGUCGGCGCUGGGGCGGCGCGCGCUGCUCGCCUGCCUCGCGCACCACCUCGACCACCUCGACACGCUGCUGCCUGCCCACCCCGACCUGCGCGACACCAUACUUGAUGCGUCGACUUGUUUAUUAAGAUCUGAGCCCACCACAUUCCUGGAAGACUUUGUGACAACGGAGUACACUCUAUACGAGAUGCUAGGAGACUCUAUAAUGCCGCGAAGGACUCUAUUCCCUUAUAAAGUAACAGUGCCAUGUGAAGAAACGACAGAGAAAUCACCAGAAGAAGAAUUCUCCUUCUUACCUCUAAGACCACCGAUUAUUGUGAAAGGCGCUAAACUAAGAUUGUUGCCAGUAACAAAAAACGUUAAAAUCCACCAUAGAGACGAAGUAUUCGAACCGUGCAAUUUUACCAUAGACAAACCUCGUAUCUUUUUAAAAAUAAACAACUGCAGAUCCAAGGAUAUACCACAGACAAUAUACCCAGAGAGGAAUCAUAUCAGUGUUGCCAGGCCCGGUGCGGUCGUGUGCAGUGGAGUUUUCCAUAGAUUUAAGUACAGACUGAAACAGAGCAAUAAUACAUUUCCAAUAUAUGGAGUGUAUAUGUUAUAACAGUAUAAGUAUAAUUAUUUAUUUAA